Molecule: messenger RNA, 851 nt
Organism: Macrosteles quadrilineatus (aster leafhopper)
Lineage: Eukaryota; Metazoa; Arthropoda; Insecta; Hemiptera; Cicadellidae
Product: DNA damage-regulated autophagy modulator protein 1-like
Exons: 6
Coding region: 12-800 (262 amino acids)
Source: RefSeq, a predicted model, not a curated record
CAUUUAUCAGUAUGGGUUCACAUCUGCCGGUUCACUGGCUUCCUCUAGCUAUUGCAGUAUGGAUGCCGCUGUCUUUUGGCAUCACGUACAUUUUAGCAGUCAGCGCAGGUCAUGUUUACCCAUGGCUGCCCUCCAUCAGUGCCACAGGUACCUCUCCGCCUGAGAGCUGUUGGUUCGGCCUGUUUGUCAACCUCUCCACAUUUCUAUUGCUGUUUGCGGGCUACAUUCGUCAUGCGCAGGUGCGGGAAUACUCUCACUGUCGCCCUACCACAGGUCCCAGAAAGUGUACGAACCUACUCGCUACGACUAUCGGCUUAGUAUCUGUCAUCGGACUAUUCAUUGUUGCCAACUGGCAGAUGACUUCGGCUAUUCGUGUUCACUACUUUGGAUCUCAAUGCUGCUUCUAUGGAGCCAACAUAUAUUUUAUUUUCCAGACAGUGUUCUCCUUCUGGAUGGCCCCACAGCUCAACUCUCUACAGAUAUUCGUACUAAGGGCUCUACUCAGUUUGCUCAUGGUCUCCCUCAACAUAGGCACCAAUGUUUGCAACUACAUGGCCUGGAAGCUAUAUAACAACUUCAACCCAAAUUCCAGUUACAAAGACCAUCUACUGUGGAACCCUACAGACCCAGGCUAUGGCUGGCACUUGGCCUACACCAUCAUGGAGUGGUGUUUAAUGUUAACUCUCUCUCUGGCAGUUCUCUCUUUCUUCCCCGAUUUCCAGAGGAUUAAAUUGGAAGAACCAGCAAUAAAGAUGAAAAGGCUGUGGAAAGAUGAGCGGUCCAGCACAUCAAGAGUAUGAGUGGUUUGGUCAUAAAUAAAAUGUAUAUAAUAAAUAUUAGCAAGUUUUGUA